Oikopleura dioica is the source of this 1779-nucleotide messenger RNA. The record is from the annotation of a GenBank genome assembly. NCBI's taxonomy places the organism in Eukaryota, Metazoa, Chordata, Appendicularia, Copelata, Oikopleuridae.
AUGAUAGCUCUCUUGCGCCACAGAGCGGUGAAGAUCCUCUCUUUGCUUCUUUUGGUCGCACUUGUUUCCAUCCAAUUACUAUGGCAGCCUUCCGCAAUUAAUCAAUCGGUGAAGCUUUCCCAAAUCAAGUCCCCUAAAUUGUCACACAAGAAGCCACCUGUACAAAAGAAUGAAAAGAAGAAAAGUUCAAAGCCGGCGUCAAGCGAGGUGCAUCAUCUGAAACAGGAGAAAAUUCAUGUAGAAUCUCCAACUCGACCUCCUCCUGAACCAUCGACUUUGAAAGCGACUACUACCAAGCCAGUUGAUGACGUAAAAAUCACCGAUGAAGACUCCCCCAUCAUCGACAACAAUGCCGACAGUAUCAUUGAGAUGUCCGAGAAACCAAGUCUCCCCAGUGAAGAAGAGACUUUAUCGGUCGAAAAAGACAGCGAAAUAAUCGAUGUCCAGUCUUAUGACAGUCAGACAUUUUCGGUCAGCAAGGAUUUCUGGAUGCACGCAAGUCCAAAUACCAAGGCAAUCUUUGCCCAGCUCCCGGUUCAAUUUGAAAAGGAGUUUAAAAAUCCUUGUUUUUGGCAAAAGUUUGAAGGAGAAAUUUCCGCUGAUCCGUAUCUGAACUCCCCGUACGCUCCAGUUCCUGGGGAAGAAAGACAGUAUGACCCGUGGGGACACAAUAAUUACUACCGAAAAGCGCGAGCUGAUUUCAUCGGACGUCUGAACAAAACAGAGACUGGCACUUAUCGUUUUCGAUGCCUUCCGUAUUUCUAUCUGAUUUCGACGCCAAAAAGUGGGACGACGACGCUCUGGAAUCAGAUGGUCAAGCACCCAGAUGUCGAUCUCAGAAUCGGAAUCAAAGAAAACGCCUGGUGGAAUUUCAUGCGCCGCGGGCUUCGUGGCGACCACCACUGGGUCUAUCACUUGGUCAAUCCUCCAAAAGACUAUCUCCCGAACGAUGAGCUGCUCGAAACUUUGGACCAGUUUAUGGAUCUCUUCGACAACGAAGGCGACAACUUCCGAAAAACUUUCAAAGAAAACGGCGGCAAUUUCGUGAAUACAAUAACAGCUCUUGCUCCGAUCAAUUUGCUGACUGCGCCAAUCGACUUUUGGGAAGAGCUGCAUCCAGAACUAGUCAAAGCUGGAUUCAAAUCUCCUCCAUUAUAUCUACACCCAGCAUACAUAAUCCACAAAGUACAACCGAGUGCACGACUCGUUGCGCUAAUACGCGAUCCUACUGAACGAUUGUACAGUGACUGGCAGUUCUUCAACAAGAAAUCGGACAAGAAGGAGUUUCAUGAACUCGUCAAGCACGCCGUGGCUCAAUUUCAAAACUGUCUUGACGAGGGUGAUGAAAGAAAAUGCCUCUACAGCUGGAAAUUAAUUGCCAAGCGGCUCAGGUUGAAUCGAGGUCUUUACGCUCCGUUUCUUGAAGAUUUAUUCAAAGUCUUCCCGCGCAAUCAGGUCCUCGUCAUGAAUUUCGAUCACUUUACUCAACAUCAGCUUGAAGCUAAUAACGAGAUAUUGCGAUUUCUCAAUAUGAGUGAAAUUGAAUCAGAAAAAUCAAUUCUAAAGAAAGCAUUUUACAACCGCUGGUUCAUUGAUGACGACGACAAAAUCAUGCUCCCAGAAACUCGAAAAAUCCUCGACGAUUUCUACGGCCCAUUCAACAAGCGUCUCGCAACUCUUCUUGGCGACGAGUCGUACCGCUGGGAUGUCUACCGACCGGUUCCAGAGCUGAGGCCGAAGCCAGAUCCGACAGAUGCGGAGAAGCCGAAUCAUCAAUAA